Messenger RNA from Canis lupus familiaris (dog), 3087 nucleotides. It is a transcript of the gene CXCR1, whose product is annotated as chemokine (C-X-C motif) receptor 1. Gene Ontology annotation, cellular component: membrane. Bases 99 to 1175 code for a protein of 358 amino acids. The transcript is spliced from 2 exons. Gene Ontology annotation, biological process: neutrophil chemotaxis; immune response; G protein-coupled receptor signaling pathway. NCBI's taxonomy places the organism in Eukaryota, Metazoa, Chordata, Mammalia, Carnivora, Canidae. The record is from RefSeq and is a predicted model, not a curated record. Gene Ontology annotation, molecular function: C-X-C chemokine receptor activity.
UUUAUUCAUCAAGGUUCUUCGAACUGUUAAGUCAUUCUGGUCUCUGAGCUCCAGGCUUUUACAGUUGGACACACCUAGCCAGUGCCUCAGAUUGAACCAUGACUGUCUUUAUGAUAAAUAUGUGGAACAUUACUGAUUGGUGGGAGUCGGCUGAGGAUGAAUUUGGAGACUUCACUGGCACACCACCCACAGAAAUAUAUAGUCCCUGUAAGAUAGACACUGAGACACUCAACAAGUAUGCCGUGGUCGUCAUCUAUGCCUUGGUCUUUGUGCUGAGCCUGCUGGGAAACUCCCUAGUCAUACUCGUUGUCUUAUACAGUCAGAUCGGCCACUCUGUCACCGACGUCUACCUGCUGAACCUGGCCAUAGCUGACCUGCUCUUCGCCCUGACCUUGCCUAUCUGGGCUGUCUCCAAGGUAAAGGGCUGGAUCUUUGGCACACCCCUGUGCAAGAUCGUCUCGCUCCUGAAGGAAGUCAACUUCUACAGUGGUAUUCUCCUACUGGCUAGCAUCAGCAUGGACCGCUACCUGGCCAUUGUCCAUGCCACCCGCAGGCUGACCCAGAAGAGGCACUGGGUCAAGUUCAUAUGCUUAGGCAUCUGGGCCCUGUCCCUCAUCCUGUCCCUGCCCAUCUUCGUCUUCCGCAGGGCCAUCAAUCCCCCCUACUCCAGCCCAGUCUGCUACGAGGACAUGGGUACCAAUACAACAAAAUUGCGGAUAGUGAUGCGGGCCCUGCCCCAGACCUUUGGCUUCAUCGUGCCCCUGAUGAUCAUGCUGUUCUGCUAUGGGCUCACCCUGCGCACGCUGUUUGAAGCCCACAUGGGGCAGAAGCACCGGGCCAUGCGGGUCAUCUUUGCUGUCGUGCUCGUCUUCCUGCUCUGCUGGCUGCCCUACAACCUGGUCCUGGUCGCAGACACCCUCAUGAGGCUCCAGGCCAUCGAGGAGACCUGUCAGCGCCGCAAUGACAUUGGCCGUGCCCUGGAUGCCACCGAGAUUCUGGGCUUCUUCCACAGCUGCCUUAAUCCCCUCAUCUAUGCCUUCAUUGGCCAGAAGUUUCGCCAUGGACUCCUCAAGAUCAUGGCCUUCCAUGGGCUCAUCAGCAAGGAGUACCUGCCCAAGGACAGCAGGCCUUCCUUUGUUGGCUCUUCUUCAGCGAACACUUCUACUACUUUCUAAGCACCCCCUGCCCCGGUUGCAGUCCCUCAGGGCUCUCCCUCGCCAUCAGCAUCCCGUUCCAAACCUCAUGUCCACUGGCUGUUCACAGUCUCUGUGUCAAGGCAGCUCCCAGCUGUGGUUCCAGGGAGUUGCUGGGGCCACGUCCUUUUCAGGCCCAUUGUAUGGUUUAGGGAGCCUGCCCUGCUGCCCCACCCCUUACUAUAGCUACAGUGUCAGCUGCUAGAGCUCACUGAGCCCACAGCACUCUGUUCUCUGAGGCAGCUAAAGAUGUUUAAAAGAUAUCCUUUUAAAUGACACCAGAAAGUUCCUACCAUUGGGAGCCUUUAGUGGCAAGCGGCAUUAGUAGCUGCCCCAACUCUCCCUUUCUUGCUUGCCAGCAAAGCCCUCCUCCCUUGAGAGAGGCUGAAAAGGACAGGUACUCACUUCUAAAGACUCCCUUAAGCUAGGAGUGGCCCUGUCAUUCACUUCUGACUGCUGAACUUUCAGGACAAUGGUGUGCUGGGAAACCACUCUACUGGGGGAAAGAAAUCUUGGUCUGUAGCAUUUGCCAGGUGACCUGGUGUAAAUGCCCCCACCACGGUGAUUUCAAGGGUUUUCAAGUGUUUGGCAACCAGCUCACAAAAAUCUAGGAAAUGUAAUGAGCUGCUUUCACAAGCAGGUACAAACUGGCUUCAGCACACCAUUGCUUAAGAGGAAGUCUACUGGGGCCAGGGACUCCUGGGAAAUACUCCUGAUUGAAAAAAGAAAUGCACACACACACACACACACACACACACCCUUGUUUCAUUCUUGCCUUUGAAUAUGGUUGUAGGAUAUGAUGUGACAGAGAGGCAACAAGUAUGCUCAACACACUGAGGCAGAUGGAGCGGGUGAGGACAAAGAGCCCAGAAGGAAACCUAAGCAUAAAUGGUCAAAUGAUUUUCAACAAGGGGCACCAAGAUUAUUCAAUGGGGAGAGGAUAGUCGUUCAACAAAUGGUGUUGGGCAAAGUAGCUAUCCACACACACAGGAACGAACUUGGUCCCUUUCCUUACACUGUCUACAACAGUUAACUCAAAAUGAGUCAAAGACCUAAUAAUAAGCUGAAUCUAUAAAACUCUUAGAAGAAAAUACAAAGGAAAUGCUUCAUCUGGUUUGAGGUUGGGGAUGGAGAGAAGUUCAGAGAUGAGGUUUAGAUCAAGGUUGAGACUGGAAUCAGGGAUGAGGUUGGAGUUAGAGGUGAUGCAGCAGGGAGCCAGAGAUGGGGUGGCAGCUUGGGACAAGGUGGAAGGUAAGAAAAGGAUGAGUGUCAGGUACAGGAGGAAAUGCAGAAUAAGGAGAAGCUGAGGCUGGGGUUAAUGAUAUUCAGGGAAGUUCAAUGGGGUUGGGACUAGGUAUGGAGUGAAGUAUAGGAAUGGGAUCAGUGUGCAGGUGUGGUGACGCUCAGGGAGAGAUGUUAGAACUGGGGUGAAUGUCAGGGGCUACUCCAGUUAGAGACAUCACUGGCAGAGUCAUCAUUUUCUGGGGAGCAUUGUCUAAGAUGUUAUCUGGGGUCCAGGAUGGAGGUACCUUGGCUGUUCAACUGAGGCUCUCCAAGUGGAUUGAUGAGAAAAGCUGGAAGAAUGCAGAAGAAAACCAGGGAGGAAGGCUGGCAACUGGGCCUGGGAACCUCCCCUUCCUUCCCUCUCUCCCUUCCUCCCUCCCCUAAUGCACUUCCACCUCUCCUGUGACGUGCUUAAAUGCCCAUCUUCCUUCAUCCUCUGCUGUCCCAAAGACAACUUGGUCAGGGGCUUCAGUAAAUAAACAUAGAUCCUUAUUGGGUCUGGGGAAAUGCAAAUGACUAAUAUAUAUCUGAAAAGGCCAAAACUUGGCCUCGAUAGGAACCUGGGAAGUGGGAAUCAAACAGCAAUAAAAUAACUUGAAAGUGUUUCAAA